This is a messenger RNA of Diuraphis noxia (Russian wheat aphid), 1240 nucleotides long. RefSeq names its product protein maelstrom 2-like. NCBI's taxonomy places the organism in Eukaryota, Metazoa, Arthropoda, Insecta, Hemiptera, Aphididae. The record is from RefSeq and is a predicted model, not a curated record. Gene Ontology annotation, cellular component: nucleus; P granule. Gene Ontology annotation, biological process: male meiotic nuclear division; piRNA processing; regulation of miRNA-mediated gene silencing. Gene Ontology annotation, molecular function: sequence-specific DNA binding.
UGGCCAUUGCAGCAUACUACUUUUUUUUUCUAGCAAUAAAUAUGGUAAAAAAAUCUGCAUUUUUUUUUUUCUUGGAGUGUCAUAGCAAUGAAGAAAUUACUAAAGGAAAUAAACCUCCGAGCUUUAAACAAUUAGUUACUAAAUUAACACCCAUAUGGAAAACAAUGACUGAUGAUGAAAAAGAUAAGUACAAAGUUCUUGCUCRUGAAUAUAAUUCUACUUUAAAGAAACAACAGCAUUUAAAAAAAAUUAAUGAUGUGCAGAAAAAUAGCUAUGAUUUUUGGAAUACACAAAAAUAUUUGACCGAGAUGUUUGAAUGUAUACCUAACAAUGAGGUUUACCCAAAAGGUUUUGCUGGAGGUAUGAAACAAUUUUCCGACAAUUUUCAUCAAAUUUUGUGUUAUAAUGAACAUCCGGAUGAUUAUAAAAAAAUAUUAUUGGAGUUCUUAACAUUUUUAAAGGAUGGAAUAAUCAAUCAUACAGAUUUACAAAAGGCCACAUUAGACUUACCAUAUUUAUUCACUAUAGAGACAGAAGUUGGUACGAAUAUGAUGAAAACAAAAAAUAGCUUGGAAAGAUUAUACUCCACAGCUUUUCCGGAAGUUGAUGCUGAACGUUGUAARUCAAUAUUCAAAGUGGGAAGUACUGAGAAAUUAUUAUUUGAAAUCCAAAAAAAAUUCAAUCUUCACUUGGAUCCAAAAAAUUUUGGACAAGGAAUCUCAGUUCAUGAUAUUUUAGAAUCUGAUAUGUUUGGAUAUGGUCUCGGUUGUGAGUACCACGAGUCAAAAGAUAUUUCAAACAAAUGUUCCAAAGCUCGCAUUUUUCAAUGGAUGUCAAAUAUUUGCAAGUACAUAGGUUCUAAUACUGAUUUAAAACUUAUACCUGGCAAACACAUUGCAGUUCAAUUAAAAAAUGGUUCAAAAUUGAUAAUUGAAAAUGCACAUUUGCCUCUGUCAAAAGAUGAUCUAAAUAUAUAGACAGACUAUUUCCAUUGAUGAUAUAUUGAACAACUCAAAAAUUCAUCUAUUCUUCCACAAACGCAACUAAGUAAUAUAAUUAAUUUUAAUAGUACAUACAAUAUACUAUUUUAUACUGAUUCAUUUUAAAUAAUAGUUUUAUUUUGGUAUAACAAAAGRAAAUGCUUACAUCUAGGUGUUAAUUCAAGUAAUGUACCUACUAUUCACAAUAUAGAUACCUACUAUAUAUUUUAUGGUCUUAACUGUAUUAAUAUUUCAAGAAU